GGUAUCGCAAAAUUUGUUUACGUUUUCGCCAGAGUAUAAUACUUUAAGAGGAGGCUCUCGCAAAAAGAUCAACAAUAAACAUUUAGAAACUACAUUGUAAAUUGCAUGUUUUGUUAAUACACUUCAUCGCUACAUCUAAAGAGGCAGUGCAGUAUGGCUGAUGUAGAAUAUGAAGGGGAUGCUAGACACUACACACUUUUGACUUUAAUCGGCCGUAACUUUGAGGGUAAUGCUGUGGUCCAUAUUGCUAGACACUGUUCUUCUGGUAAUCUUGUAGCGGUCAGAAGAGUCAACCUAGACAAAGUCAAAGACAGUUUUGCAGAACUUCGUCAAGAAUGCCAUUUCUCCAAGCUAAUGCAACAUGAACAAAUCCUACCACACUACACAUCGUUUGUGAAUGGCAAUGAAUUGUGGGUUGUGAUGCCUCUUAUGGAACAUGGUUCUGCUAGGGAUCUACUCGAUAGGAAUUGUCCUGAUGGAUUGAAGGAGAGUGUGAUAGCACAGAUUAUGAGAGAUGUUGUUCUGGCUCUAGACUACAUCCAUAGAAUGGGCUAUAUCCAUAGGAGUGUAAAGGCCAGUCACAUCCUGCUUACCCAAUCCGGUGGUGUUCACCUAUCUGGACUGAGAACAGCAGUGAGUAUGGUGGAAGAUGGCAAGCGACUCAAGGCAGUUUAUGAUUUCCCCUCACUGACCACAGUAAGGAACUUGCCCUGGCUAGCAACUGAGGUACUAGAACAGAAUCUUCUUGGAUAUGAUACCAAGUCUGACAUUUACAGUGUUGGUAUCACUGCAUGUGAGCUGUCAAAUGGAUGUGUUCCUUUUUCAGAUAUGGUACCCAUGAAGAUGUUACUGGAAAAGAUCAAUGGUACAACACCCAAGCUCCUAGACUGUUCUACGCUGUGUGAUGUUGAUGGUGUGCCACCCCAAGAACCAGGCUCUAGGGUUGAUAGUGGCAUCGGUGGAAGCACUGGACUAGCUAAUGUACCCAACCCCUAUGACAGGAGAUUCUCAACUCAUUUUCAUGAUUUCAUGGAAGUAUGCCUCCGAAGAGAACCAGUGGAUAGACCCAGUGCCUCUCAACUCCUGCAGCACCCAUUCUUCAAGCAAGUGAGGAAGUCAUCUAGUGAUGUCUUGGGACCAAUGCUACAAGCAGUCCAUCCCCUCUCUCAGCUAAGAGAGGGCAAAGUGGAUGACCAAAGUGAGUACAUAGACAACUCUGAGGUUGGGAACAUUGCAGAAGCUGUGCAGAGAUUUGAGACUUUAGACAUGGUGGACCCUUGGGAAUUUGACUGAAGAAUUCAACCGUUCCAUCAAGAUCUCUGAGAGUUUGAAAAUGCCCAGUAACCUAUGCAGUCCAAGAUAGGUGGUGUUACUUACAUAACAGAGGUUCCUCACUCAUGUACAUAGUGACAACUAUGUAUCUGAACACUGAUAGCACAUGAUGUGAUACAAAUUUCUUUGCCAUUGCAUGGGAUUUUUAAAGCUCUUGAUAUAGCAUUAAAGUGAGGACUGUAAAGUUGGCUUGUUCAUCAAAGCACGCUUACAGAUGUAUGUAAGUCAGAGUUUGUGGUAGCCGUGUAGCUGCCUUACAUGUAGAACAAUAUAAAGAGUAAAAAGUGCAAUAGUUAAGAGAGUAGCUACAUGAAAAUUUAAUCUUGAAGCUUCAUUUGGCUGUGUGCAUCAUCUAUUUUUUUCCAUAAAGGUAAUAUCAGAUGACCACUUUACCAAAGAAAACUGUUAUUGUUCAGUUAUAUUUGUUUUAUGUCGAACUCGGUAUCCACUCAGUCCAUAAAAACAUGAAGUUAAUUGUACAUGAUGUGAUACAAUGGAUUCAUUGUAUGGGAUGAUAUGUCAUGCAUGUAUGUAUCUCUGUGACUUUAACUUGAUGACGGGUCAUGUAUCUUUUUUUAGAGAAAGUCUUUGUCAAUCAGUGUCAACUGUUACCACAUCCUGAUCUAGUAAGUCCUGACAAAACAAAAACCAAACAUUUCUAAAUGAUAAAUCUAGGCUGAAACUUAAGUACACUGAAAGUCAGCAACACAGAUAGGCAAAUGUUGGUACCUGCAUUAUCAUUGCUUGGAAAAAGAUUGUCCUCUGGCAGGCGAUUGGUUUGAAUCUUAUCCCAUAUGAAGAAUGUGUAUUUUGCCUUGCAAGGGCUAGUGUGUGUGAACACUGGAGACCAAUCUACAGGUGGGAAAUGCUGUAUUCUACCUAAAUCACUUGGGACAUAUUUCAUGUACAUCCAUUCAUAGUGCAUACAAACACUUGAGUGAUGUUUUGUGCAUUUUGUUUAAAUUCAUUUUUUUUUACUGUUACUAUAACUCAAAUUAAUGUUUGACCAAUGAAUGUGAUAAGAUUAUCAGUUUCUAUCAUAUAUAUCUUAUGGUAGGUCAAGCUUUAAUGGCAGGCAUAGUUAUCUGGCAAAAUAAAGAACUAUAUGUUUUACACAUUUGUAAAUGUGUGCAAUCCUUUAUGAAAAGUGUUAAUUCUUUGUUUACUUUGGACUUUGGACAUUCAUGUUUCAAAAUGAAUAUCAGUAAUGGAAAAGAAGUUAUUUAACUUGUUAUUUUGUCAAAUGUUCCAUUUACAUUAAUCUUAUCCAGGAAAGCUGCGCAAUUAUUAUUAUUAUUUUUUUUUGGGGGGGGGGAGUCACUAAGACAGGUCUCUGUAGAUGAAAUUUGUGUGCUUCAAAUUUUACCACUUUUAUAAACAUAAUUUGAAAGUUUAUACAUGACGGGUGAGCUAGCAUGCUAGUUAGUAUGUAUCAGAUCUAAAAUGUUAGUAUUAUAUUGAUAUAUUGAUUUAUUUAUAGCUUGGAGAAAACCUGUUUAUAUCAUUAACCUUCAUUAGAUACGUUAUCCAAGAAAGAGGUUUUUUUUAAAUUACAAUUUUAUAAUCAAGAAUAUUUAAAAUUUGAUAUAUUAUGUUAAAUGGAUGUUUUAUUCUAUAACAUGAAAAAACAUUUUAUUGCUUGGAGUAAUUUUGAGGGAUCAUCAUACCAUGUAUAGUGAGAUAUGAUAUAGUUCCUUUUAAAGCAUAAAUUAACUUUGUCAACAGUAGCGGGGAAAAAUUGCUUCUGACGAUUGAGAGGUAUACUGCAUCUCUUCCUAGUUUAUGAUCAUAAGUUAAGUGCCUUUUACUUUUUAGAUGAAAUGGAAGUCAUUUGACUAUCUAAAAGGCAAAGAAUAUUGCCUAAGAUCACCCAGCAGACAGACCAUGUUGGGUGACCCAGUACAGCAGCAGCAUGCAAUAUAUGUAGACCAUUCUGUAUGGUAUAUGGUGAUAUCCUUAUCAUAGAAUCAUACAUAUCUUGAUAAAUAACUGACUACCUAACUUAUAAACUUCUAACCAUUUUAGUCUGACCUUAAGGAUUGUGAGAACAAUUUUGAUUAUCAGUCGUUGACAAAGUUAUUGAUCAUCUUUGAUAAUGAUAAUAACUCUUGCUUAUAUAGUGCUUACUUUCUCGAUCUCUAAACGCUCUGCAGUAAUGCAGCAGAAUUACCCUGGCUUUGGCAGAGCAGCUGCUACGCGCACUGCGUUUCAAGGAAUAAUUCUACCAUUUCCUAUCUUUAAGAAAUGUAGUGCAUUGUUUCAAAAUCUCAAGACUUGGUCUACUUGCUUGGCUCGUACAUAUGAGCUGUUACUGAAGUAUUUUCAACAGCCACCUGAUCAAUUCAUUUUUAUGAAACUAGCCUGCUUUUUAGUCUUGUGUGCAUGUUUCAUGAUAUGCUACCAUUAAUCUUUGGGGAAUAAUUUGACUUAAAUUAUUUGAUAUUAUAAUCAGGUUACCCUCAAACAGAUAUAUAUUGAACAGCUCAUUUAAUCCCUCGUUGAGAAAGCUUGACUUACCCAUCAGCACUAAUAAGAAAUGAAAUACUGCUGGUACAUAUGGCAGAACAGUGUUCAAUUAUCUCAAAACAUUUGUGGAGUACAUGUAUUGUAAAUAUUAAAUCCUGUGAGUACAAAUGAUUUUGCUAUGUGUACAAUGCAAGGAAAAGAUGUUUGAUAUAUUUGGCGAGUUGAUAAAUAGACUUUGCUAUGCUUAAA
Messenger RNA from Lytechinus pictus (painted urchin), 4047 nucleotides. Its product is annotated as STE20-related kinase adapter protein alpha-like. The record is from RefSeq and is a predicted model, not a curated record. The coding region runs from base 154 to 1293 and encodes 379 amino acids. NCBI's taxonomy places the organism in Eukaryota, Metazoa, Echinodermata, Echinoidea, Temnopleuroida, Toxopneustidae. Gene Ontology annotation, biological process: activation of protein kinase activity; protein phosphorylation; protein export from nucleus. The transcript has 10 exons. Gene Ontology annotation, cellular component: serine/threonine protein kinase complex. Gene Ontology annotation, molecular function: protein kinase activity; protein serine/threonine kinase activator activity; ATP binding.